AUCAUCCAAUGACAAUCGGUCUUAUUCACUGUGCGCAUGACGUAGCGUUGCUAAGCCUCUUAGUGCUGCUAGCUUGUAGUUUACUAGGAAGGAAGAAGAUGGAUUCUCCAAUAUUGGAACCAUCCCUGUACACUGUCAAAGCUGUCCUCAUUCUGGAUAAUGAUGGAGACAGACUUUAUGCAAAGUAUUAUGAUGAUACGUAUCCCACAGUCAAAGAGCAGAAAGCUUUUGAGAAGAACAUUUUCAACAAAACUCACAGGACGGACAGUGAGAUAGCAUUACUUGAGGGUCUCACGGUUGUUUACAAGAGCAACAUAGAUCUCUUCUUCUAUGUGAUUGGAAGUUCACAUGAAAAUGAGCUCAUGCUAAUGGCUGUUCUAAAUUGCCUUUUUGAUUCUCUCAGUCAAAUGUUGAGAAAAAAUGUGGAGAGGAGGGCUUUGCUGGAGAAUAUGGAGGGUCUCUUUCUUGCGGUGGAUGAAAUUGUUGAUGGGGGGGUGAUCCUAGAAAGUGACCCGCAGCAAGUUGUGCACCGGGUGGCUCUGAGAGGGGAUGACGUGCCUUUGACAGAGCAGACUGUAUCUCAGGUACUUCAGUCUGCCAAAGAACAGAUCAAGUGGUCACUUCUCCGAUAGAGUGACUCCUGCUGCAGUUCUACCCGUCAGCCACCUGUUCAGCCCAGUUGUUUUGGCACUGCUCCACAUAAUCCUUUUCCUGUGACUUGCAUGCUGUCAAUCAGAGCUGUGAGGAGUACCAUUUCCUCAUUUAGUCACACUCCCAGGACUACUUAACUAUUUUUUUUCCUUCUUUUUGUGUACAUUUUAAUUGAAUGUCAUAAUGAACGUGAUGAGACAUAAUAUGGUGUACAUUCCCUGAUUAAAGGACAACUUUAGCAUUUUUAAAAGUUGGGCUCACUUAAAUACAUUAUUGUGCAGUAGUGACAGGUCAUUGUCAAACCUUCAGUCGAACACAUUUUUGUCAAAUUAAUAUUUGGUCUGUUGAGCUUCUUCUUGACUGUAGGAUUUAUUUCAGUUUGAGCCAAGAUGAACUUUAGAAAAGAAAAAAGUGUUUUUGUUGAUACUUUUUUAGUUAUGAAGAUGAAAAGUAGCACCACAGAGUAUUUAAAUUUAGAGAAAUCUUGAGUUCCGUGUUCUUGAAUAUCUGCUGAAUUUUUGAAUAAAUUUAUGCCAGUGGCUGUAGAGACGCAUAGUACAGGCAGGAAGGAGAUGCACAGACCUAAUGUAGAUCGGUGAAACUGCAUUAACAGAACUCGACUGAAUGCAGAUGUUGUCUUUUAAGGUAUUUGUACCAUAGUUGAACCUCAGCAAGUCUGUAUAUUUCUGUUAAACAUUAGUGAACCAUUGUCUGAAAACAUUCCAUGUGUCUUAGGUGAAAUUUGAUCCAAUUUCUUGAACCCAUCUUUACCACCAGGC
Molecule: messenger RNA, 1430 nt
Organism: Thalassophryne amazonica
Lineage: Eukaryota; Metazoa; Chordata; Actinopteri; Batrachoidiformes; Batrachoididae
Gene: copz1
Product: COPI coat complex subunit zeta 1
Exons: 9
Coding region: 9-632 (207 amino acids)
Biological process (GO): retrograde vesicle-mediated transport, Golgi to endoplasmic reticulum; intracellular protein transport; intra-Golgi vesicle-mediated transport
Cellular component (GO): COPI vesicle coat
Source: RefSeq, a predicted model, not a curated record